UUGCUUCACCCCCAGUCAAAGAGGGCACGGAGUUUCAGUUAGCCAAGGGAUCGCCGCUACCAACAUGAGUUAACAAGGCUGGAAGGAUUUAUCUAGCGCCUACUGUACGCCAGGAAUGGAAGUGGGAGCUGGGAAUGCCUGGAAAGGCAGCCUCCUGGGGUCACACACUGGACAAAGGGGGCAGAUCCCUAAAAAGAAAAAACCGACACCCGAAAUCCCAACCCCGCCCCCCAGGCGUGGUCUCGAGCCGGCGGAAGACUGUAAACAUCAUAUCACGUGCUCAGCAAGCGCGCAUCCAGGCCCUGCCCCACUCCAAGCUCGGCUCCAAUUGGCCCAACCCAGGGGCGGGGCUUCUCCGUUGCUUGGCCUCUGCCGGAGGUAACAUAGCUAACCCGCUGGUCCCAGACUUGCUUCGGUCUGACCACUGGCACUAUGCACUCUCCGACGACGGCAUCCUCGCCCCUACUGCUGCUCCUGCUGCUCCUACUGCCCCCUGGGCCUGCGAAGGCGUUCGAACUGCCACCCCGUGAGGAUGUGGCGCGCGUGGCGCGGUUCAUAGCGCACGUCUGCGAUUGGGGUGCGCUGGCCACCGAGUCCACGUUGACGGCGGUGCGCGGGCGGCCUUUCGCCAACAUCUUCUCCCUCAGCGACGGGCCCGUGGACGCCAGCACCGGCGUGCCGUACUUCUACCUCAGUCCGUUGCAGCUGUCGGUGGGGGAUCUGCAGGUGAAUCCCAAUGCCUCUUUGACAUUGACUUUGGCACAGACUGAUUUUUGCAAGAAAGAAGGAUUUGAUCCUCAGAGUCCUCUUUGUGCUCACAUAAUGCUAUCAGGAACAAUCACUAAGGUGAAUGAUACAGAAACAGCCUUUGCAAAAAAGUCAUUAUUCAGUCGUCACCCUGAAAUGGAAUCAUGGCCUUCAGAUCAUAACUGGUUCUUUGCCAAAUUGGCUAUAACCAACAUCUGGGUCAUAGACUACUUUGGUGGAGCCAAAACAGUGACACCUGAAGAAUAUUAUAAAGCCAAACCUUAGUAAAGAGGAAUAUGAUCAGUUCCAUCAAGAUGCUUGAGCCACUUUGGAAUACCUAGAGAAUCUGCUUAAAAUUCCGGGUGUGAUUUUGUAAAAGAAAGGAAAAAAAAAACAACUUAUUUUUACAUACUUAAUAUUUAGGUCAGAAGCUUGCUGGGAGAAUUUUUAGAUUUAAAUAUUUUUUAUGAUAUUUUGGAAUUUGAGCAAGUUUGUUUUUUUAAUGAAAUAAUGUCAUUAAUGAAUCCUGGUUCCAUUGAGUAUCGGUUUCCUUUUAGUUUUCCUAGAAAUGAAAGUUGCACAAUUAAAUUGUCCUUGGAGAUUGAAAGCUAUUUCAGCAUGUGUCCUUUAUUCUUGAAAAUCUCUUUGCCCACUAAACCUCUACUAUUCACUCACUACCUAUUAAGGCCUCUGAUAGUUUUAUCUGAAUAGGAUGAAAAGGGGUUAAUUUGCCCAUACACUGAAUGUGCCUGAAUCUUGCCAAACAGGAAAACUAAACUCAAACGGAGUUUCAAACAGCUAAUCAGCUUAUGUAUGGUGAUUGUUGGUGGGGAGGGUUCUUGUUUUACAGGAACAAAGUUGGACCAUGAAGAAAUUGCUGUGACAAUAAUAUAGAAUCAAGUAGGCAUAUGAAGUUUGCUGUUUAUGCUUUUUUUACUUUUAGCAAACUUCAUUCAGACUUCUUUAGAAGAAGUCUUGGUCGGCGAAAUUUCCUUGUCUAGGAGUUCCCUACAACAAUUAAAAUCACAGGGCCAGUUCCCAUCUCCUAUUUGAGUUGUACAAAAUUGAUUAUUGUUUUAAGAUCAUUUUCAUUUUCUUCAUAAAUGUCACAGACUAAAAUAUUUCUUCAAUCUCCAAUAAUCAUUUUCAUUUAUUUGAAAGUGUGUGCAAGUAGUAACACAAUACUUGGGAUCUCUUCCUAGCUCUGUUAUUGACUGCUUUUUUUUUUUAACCCUUACCUUCCAUCUUGGAGUCAAUACUGUGUAUUGGCUCCAAGGCAGAAGAGUGGUAAGGGCUGGGCAAUGGGGGUUAAGUGAUUUGCCCAGGGUCACACAACUAGGAAGUGGCUGAGGCCAGAUUUGAACCUAGGACCUCCUGUCUCUAGGCCUGACUCUCAAUCCACUGAGCCACCCGGUUGUCCCUUGAUUGAUUUUUAAAAUGCUUUAUUACUAAGUUGUUUAAGCCAUAAUCAAGAGAAUGAAAUAAGGAUGAAAUCUUAUAAACACCAUAUAAGGUCCUUUUAGAAUUUCAUUAAGAUCAAGUCCUUAUAGAUUUGUCUUACCUUGAAUUCUGCCUUAAAAUGAAUAAUAGCUAUUCAACAAAUAUUUGUAUUGUAAAUUGAUUGCUUUUGAGGUUCUAGCAAAUUUAUGUAACUCGGGGAAACACAAUAUCUGAGAGUAUUUAGCAAGCUCUUCAGAUGCAGUGGGGUUUUUUGAAGCCUACUAGCUAGCUUCCUUAAAAAUGUCUUAAAGGGGGGAAAAUUAUUAAUUUACUAUAUACAGAAAUAAUUUCAGGUAUUCAUACUCUUAAAGUAUGUUUUCAAAGGGUGUGUUAUGUUAGGAGUUAAAUGCUAAAUUCUGAAACUGCAAAGUGAAAAAUGUCUUAUACUUAUAGCAUCCAUCAUGCUCAACUAACUAAUGCUUUAAAAAAUAUUUUCCAUAGAAUUUCUUUAUAAACUUGUUUUUUCAAAGAACUAAUAAUUAAAAUUAACUUAUUCUUUAAUGAAAA
Monodelphis domestica (gray short-tailed opossum) is the source of this 2754-nucleotide messenger RNA. RefSeq names its product cellular repressor of E1A stimulated genes 1 (gene CREG1). The record is from RefSeq and is a predicted model, not a curated record. NCBI's taxonomy places the organism in Eukaryota, Metazoa, Chordata, Mammalia, Didelphimorphia, Didelphidae.